AUGUCCUCUCUCCUCCUCUUUCGAUUCCUCCUCCUCCUCUCGCUUGUUCACUUUGCCUCCUGCAAGGCGAGCAAUGUCGGCUUCCAGCUGUACAUGAACGGAGCUGGGCUGACCAUUGCAGACCAAGUGGUCGUUAUCAAGACUCAGACGAGUCUGUCGAGCAAUCAGACGAAGGGAACCAGCAGUAUCUGUGCUGAAGCGCAGCUGGAUCCGACCAUGAUUCUUGUUCCAGCGACGAAUGUCUACACCGCUUCCGACGAUGGCACCCAGGCUAGUGUUUACAUGUCUGUCAAUGGGUAUUCCGGGAAUGCGAAGCUAUGCUUUAUCUUUUAUGGAUCCACUUCAGCAUGGACCGAUAGCUCCAUCGAACUCACCAUACUUCCUGCACAGAUCUUCUCGUCCAGUUUGACAGCAACGGGAGCAACCACGUUCUCAGUGGUGGCGAACCAGAAGUUCGAGGUAUCGUUGGAAGGACAAGGGCUUGCGAUUGGUUCUGGGCUCGUCACAGUCGGCUGGAGGCAAGACUGUCUAUUAGGUCCGAAUGUGAAAGGAGGAGAAUUUAAAACUUUGGUGAAUGUCAACAAUGAGGGAACCAAGGGAACAGUUGAAUUCACCAUCACUGAAGCAGCCACAGCUGUUUCACUUUGUUACAACAUUGAGGGAAAGACGUCGUACCAGUCUGCACACAGCACAGCUUCUUCAUUGGGGAUUUCUGCCACAAGUUGGCAGGCCUUCGACGCUACUGGGACGAGCGUCUCAACAGUUCUUCCCUUGGUCACAGUGAGGAUUGAGAUUUCUGGCUCGGGUCUGUUUGGGAUGGAGAGUCAGAGGUCGUGCAGUCUCGCUCCAGACCUCUAUUACACUUGUGUGAUGAUCGACACAAGCUGCAACAAUCUCGGCCAAGUUCCUGGUGGUGCUUCUGUGGUUCCUGUCUCAGUGUCUGCGAACACAGUUCGAGCUGAGUUUGUGUUCUCGGAUGCCUCCACCUAUUUGGGGAGCAGCAGAGAUGUGUCGGUCUGCGUGAAGAUGGCGCAGGCAACCUCCUGGAACACAGUCGGGACUGCAAAGUUGACCAUCAACUACCCUCUUUCAACCGUUUCUUCCGUGACCCCCACCAUAUCAAACUCCAACAACGCGCUCUCGGUCACCUUGACAGGGACGAACUUGUAUGAUCAGGUUGGUCUGGCCUCGAAGAUCAAGCUGAGUCUGGACUGUGAGAGCUAUCCAGUCGGGGACUCAACAGGGGUGAUAGUCGGCGGGUCAGCUCAAUCUUGUUCGUCGGUAAUCACCAACUCUUCAGGGCUCCAGAGCUGUGUGGUGACCUUUGAUUCCCUGUUCGUCGCUGGGACCACAUCAGCACAAGUGAUGAUCUGUCUAGCUCAGGGGCCGAGCACCACGUACUCGAGAACGCUGAGUGUGAUUUCCGUGACUCCUUCCUUCGUCAGCGCAGUACAAGCACCUUCGACGAGCACUGCAAACAUUGAGUUCAGCAUUUACAUUGUUGGUCAGAACCUCGCAAGUUCGGGAGCAGGAGCAAUCAUGGCCUGGAUCAACAGGAACUGCUCGACCUCUGACUCCACGGAUGUGUUUGGAGGAGAAGCGCGAUAUCCCGUUAUGAUAGGGAGCAACCAGAUGCUCGCCCAGAUGAAGUUCACCAUCACAACCUCGACUGCCCGGGCUCUGAUGGUCUGCUGGAAUUUGUCCUCGGCAAGUUCAAGUGCCUUCAAAGUCACGUCGGCCUUCAUCUCUGCCUCGCCUCCAACGCUCACCGGCAUCUCCCUCACCAACUUCUCCUCUCUCAACAACUCGCAAGUCACAGUCUUCGGGUCCGACUUCGUGGACUCCGGGCCGGCAGCUCCGACGUUUGUGAUCAUGGGCAACUGCUCGGACUCCAGAUCCUUCCUUCCUGUGCAGAAGAACUUCGUGCUCUCGGGCUCACAGCUGUCGUUCUUGGUGAUCACCAACGUUGUCCUGACGCAGCUUGAGAUGUGUUGGAGGAUUGGAACAUCCCCUUACCAGACUCUGAUGUCAAACAUCAGCAUCUAUCCCACGUCAGUCUCCUCCUUCCAACCUCUGUCGGGGAGAGCCUUCUCCAGCAUCUCCCUUACUGUCUCUGGUCAGAACCUCGGUCAAGCGAUGAAGGUCAAACUUUCCACAGACUGCACGCUGGGCACUAGCAGCGACUCGAUCGGAACUCUCUCUGGAUCGGAGGGGGUGGCACCUACCAGCGUCUCCUCGGAGGCCGCCGUCUUCUCGUUCAGCAUAGCGAGCAUCGUCUCAGUGAAGCUGCAGGUCUGCUGGCAGAUGGGAGAUGGUCUGUACCAGCGGCUGGGAGGCGACUGGUUCAGCUUGCUGACUGGCUCGGUCUCUGCUUCUUUUUCUUCCCAGCUGGUGUCCAACGUACCCUUCAGCAUCACCCUGACUGGCUACUCCUUCAAGGCGUCGCCCAGCAGCGCACUGGUGAAGUUGAAGUUGUCGCAGGAUUGCUCUCUGCAGGUCAACCUGGACAACAACACCUGCGGGGGAGGAGGAGACUGCGUGCAAGGAGGGCAGGGGGUGCUGGGGACGAUGGUCAACUCGAUCGACUUGAGGUUUGACUUCGUGAUGGCGGUCAGGAAUCAAGUGACUAUGAAGCUCUGUUGGACCCUCAACUCUUCUCCUCUCGCUUACAUCGAUCUUGACAGCAGGAUCUCCGUCCUGGUCAACCCUGUCCUCCUGACCUCCUCCGUCAUCCCUGCCAACGUUUUCGUCAACGAACCCUUCCUCGUCCAGCUCCUUGGGACCGGUCUCUCCUCCUCCUCCGCCGUCCCUACCAAGGUCAAGCUGUCGACCUCGUGCAUGGGCGCCGAUGACGUGGACCCGCUGCUGGACAUUGCGGGAGGAGAGGCGCGCUACAUAUCAUGCACAGAUGCAUCGACUGGUUCAGCAUACCUCACCUUCACUGUGCGAGACAGCUCCUCUCCCUUCGUCGUCUGCGCUGCUCAAGGGGCCUUGGGCUCGCCGUCGAGCCCAUGGCAGGAGGUGAAGGCGGCCAACACGCCGUACCGGGUGAGGUCAGCGACAGUCACCUCAGCAUCUCUCUCCCCGAAGUACAGCAGCAUCAUGAAUAACGACCUUGUCCUGCUGUUCAGCGGGCGCGGCUUGGGCUCGUCGUUCGAGGACGUGAAAGUCAAGCUCGUCAACACCAGUCAAGGAUGCUCGUCCUCCUACUCCGACCCAGGGCAGUUCCCCUGCUCCUGCUCCUCGUCCCUUGCUGCCGAGCUCGUGUGUAACUGUGCUUCAUCCUCAUCGGACUCUGGUUACCUAGCAGGAGGAGCCCCGUCUCUGGUCCUCGCAGACAGCUCCUCCUCAGGCCACUCAUCCUUCAUCCCGCAGUUCAGCGGAGCAGCAACAGCUUGCUGGUCCUACGGAGGGAUCGGACUGGUCGGCACCUCCUACCUCGAGCUCCUUCGCUUCACCGUCUCGCAGCCGAGCAUCGCAUGCUUCUACCCGCUCUACGUGGCCCCCAGCACCACCGCAAACUUCUACCUGCUGGGUCAAGGCAUGAGACCCACAGACACGGUCAAGAUCGUGCGGGAGUUCGACGGCUGCUCCUCCCCCGCCCUCCUCUCGGGCACCUUAGGGAGUGGAGUGAGCAUGUCGGGGAUGCAGGGAGUGCUGCCCCUUCUAGUGAGCAUGGAGCUGGGGACGUACAACCGCUACAUCCUCUGCUACUCCUUCGGUCUCAACUUCACCCGCGUUGGAUUCAGCGUGCUACAGGUCUCCACUCCAGUGAUCGAGAGCUUCAGCCCUGCCGCGCUGAUUCGAGGGGACAACGUUGUCACCAUCUACGGGAGGGCGCUGCAUGAAGGUUUGACCUUCGUCCUCACGCUCCUUGACAGGACCUGCGCCCAAGUCACGGCUGCCUCGGCCUUGGUGAAUAUGGGUCCCAUCAGUUGCGAUGACAAGAGACUCUCCUGUUCCCUCAGUUUCACCGUCCCAGAUACAGUCAGUACCAUCCUCUACCUCUGCCAGCGUCCUCCCAACAACCAGUUUCUCGCCGUUGGCUCGUUGAAGCUUCAGGGCCCUUCAGCAAGCACCAUCACUCCCUCCGCCGUCUCUCCCGAUGUCCCCAGCUCCUUCGAGGUCAGUGGAAGUGGCUUCUUUGCCACAGGUGCAGUAUCCGCCUCCUUCCUCGCUCGUGGGGCCUCGUGCUCGUCCUACUCAAGCGACCAGCUCGUUGCCUCCGUUGCUUCCACUUCCAUCUUGUUCGUCAACUCGACGCUCUACCGCUUCAGCUACGUCUUUGCGGGAGGAAGCAUCGGAGACAUCAGGGUUUGCUUCAGGACUAGCACCGUACAAGACCUCGGAACGAUCUCGAUCGUCUCCCCCAGCAUCUCCCUCGCCCUUCCCCGCUACCUCACCAACUUGACGCUGCUCACCGUGAUACAGCAGGGUGUACCCUUCAACCUUUCCCUCCAAGGUACCGGUCUCUCCUCCCCGAACAUCUUCGUCAAGAUCGUCCCUUCCUCGCAGCUCUGCCAGGGUACCGUCAGCCUCGUCACAGGAGCGGCGGCAGGAGGUGAAGCUCGCCUCGUCAGCAGCCAGCAGGCUCAGUUCCCAGCUGGAAUCCGGCAGAGCGGGCCGAUGCACGUCUGCUUCCUCACGCGCGGAGCUCCGUCGUUCCUCGACGUCCCCAGCAGCUCCUUCACCGUCCUCCCCCCCGUCACUGUGACCAGCAUCAUCCCAGCGUACACGAUAGCGGGGGAUGGAGCAACCAAGGUCUUCCUGUACGGCAGCGCCCUUGUUUCCUCCAGCUUCUCCUCCUCGCUCUUCCUCUCCUCCGCCGACUGCAUCGUCGGCUCGCAGCCUCCCGGUGGCUCCUCUCAGCUCCUUGUGGACGAUGACGGGGGCAACGGUCGCGUCGCCUUCGCCUCCUUCGUCUUGACCUCCCCGGGGACCUUCAGGCUCUGCGUGCAGACUUCCCUGUCGUCGCUUCCUCAAGACGUCGGCGCGAUCAACGUCCUUGCCGCCUCUUCUCUUCCUCUCCUCGCGCAGAUCGCUCCGACUUCCCUCCUCGCGGGUCAGGCCACCAGCUUCGUGCUGAGGGGACAGGCUCUCUCCUCGACACUCAAGCUCAUGGUCGCCUCCUCCUGCUCCUCCCCGACGAGCUACAUCAGCUCCAUCGCUUCGGUGAACGACAACAGGACGAUCGCUUACAGCUCGGCCCUCACUGUCCCCUUCAUCUCUUCCUCGGUCAAGAUCUGCAUCGCUACGUCCUCCAGCUCCACCUACCUCGAGCUCGUGACGUUGAGCAUGAAGAGUCUGAUACGGCCAUCAUUGUACCAACAGCCGGCGGCUCCUCUCCUCCUCUAUCGCAACUUCCCAGCUGAUCUGGAGUUUGUGGGGGAUGGCAUCGGAGCUGGAGACGCUGUCUUCAUCUCCUCCUCCUCCUGCCCCUCCGACCCUGCGAAGCCGGUCCUCAAUCUCCUUUCGGUCGUUCCAACUGUACCCGGAGGGGAGGUCAAAGUCAUCGCAAGCAGCAUGCUCGUGCUGCCUCUGGCGGCGUGCGAGACUUCUCGCUAUCGUCUAUCCUUCCGGCUCACAGCAAUGUCCUCCUCCUCCUCCCCCUACAGCAUCUGCUACGUCCCUCUCGGAUUCGCUUACGCUCUCACCAUCAGCCCGGGAGUGCAGGUUGUGACUCCGUUCCUCUCCUCCUUCCUCCCCAAGUUCGUCAACAGCAUGAGCUUCCAGCAGAUCACCUUCCAGGGGUCAGGAGGAUACGCACCAGGAGACAAGCUCAUCCUCCUCUCGCCCUACUCCUCAUCCUCCUCCUUCCUCACCAGGACUUGCCAGAGCUACGUGGGAGCGUACGAGCAGGUGGCGACGAGCUUGCGGUACACGGUCAGAGCGCUGGAUAUCAACGGGAGGACGUUGGUUGCCUACUUCAACCUCUCGGAGACGAGGACGGAAUUUCUCGCAUGCUACCAGCCCUACGAUGCUACUGGGUGGCGGGAUGUGACGUCGGUCAGCAGCGGGGAAGUGAUCAAGGUCGUGCCCCCAACGGCUUCCUCCCUCGCCACUCCCUUCCUCUACGCCCGCUCCCUCACCACGCUGUCUGUCGUGGGUCUGGGGCUCUCGUUCGGGGACAGUUACAAGAUCGUCAAGGAGGGAGGAAGCUGUCAAUCCGAUCUUCCUGUGGUAGGAGGGGACGUGCGAAUUCCCAGCAGGAUUUCUCAGCUCGCUGACACGGCUCAAGUCUCCUUCCUGCUGGGGGCAGAGGCCAUAGGACGCACUACCGUCUGCUUUCUCCCCCGAGGAGGAUGCGACUUUUCCCCCGUCGCCUCACUUGAGGUCAGGCCGCCUGCUCCCUUGGCCGUUGACGGCAGCACGGACUACGGCGGCGCCAUCCUAAACCAUCCAUUCCUCCUCCGGCUCUCCGGCAUCGGGCUCAGCAGCACUGACGACCUCACGGUCGUACCGGGUGACGUGGCAUGCAGCGACGGGGUCAUGUCCUCUGCUAGGAUCUUCUCCUACGCCUCCAGCAGCUCUGCGAGCGCAGACGGAAGUUUGUCCUCCUUCCUCCUCACCGUCACAGGCUACGAGACGCGCGGCAAGCUCUGCUUCCGCUACUGCUCCAACGGAGGAUGCAGCGGCAGGUCGUCCUUCCGGGAGACCGGGUUGUACCUCAAGCUCCUUGAGCCGACAGUCACUCAGGUCAAACCCAAUGAGAUCCAAAAAGACAUGUACGUCACGUUUGACAUUCAAGGAAACUCGUUUACACCCAAAGACAACUUCAAGCUCGUCCACAGCACAGCGCCGUGCUCGGGCAGUGAUUCGGCUCUGGACGUGAUGACGGGAGGUAACGGUCGCGCCCCCUGGAACGUCUCCUGUCCCUACGCCUUGGGCGUGCAAUGCAAGGGGGCCGUCAGCUUCACCAUCGAGGGGACUGGGACUGGCAAGCUCUGCUACCUGCCCUCAGGAGGAGCAGGUUAUCGCGACAUCCUCCUCGGCUACAACAACACACCAUACAUCAUCCAAGUCUGCGAGGGGGAGCAUGAAGGUAUGAGCGGAGCCCGUCGGAGAUGGUCGGGCAAGCAGCUUGCCGUCGGCAUCCUCGGUCGCCAUCGCGCCUGCAUCAUCGAGCUGACGAGCUCGGGGGUCCUCCGCGUCCUCGCAGUCCAGUCCAUGAAUCCCCAGUCGCCCAAAGAGAAGUUCGUGGUGGACGAGGCGGCAUGCAGGACGACGGUGGAAGCGGAGUGCUGGGUGGAGGAUCUCACGAAGGAGGUAGAGGCCAAGGCGAGGAACUCUCGUCCUGAGUUCAACGCUCUCCAUCUGCUCUUCCCUCGGCGCGAUAGGACGAUGCCAGAAACCAAGUACGACUCCUAUGAAUGUCUUGUGUUUGAAGAAAAGGCAGGGACUGCUCUCCUGGUCCGCGUGCAGAUUCUUGGCGACAAGGGGGAGGAGGAGGAGUGUCAGGAGGAGAUCAACAGGGCCAGGAAGGUCUGGGCGGAGAGGAGGUUUGAGGCACAGAAUAAGGUCGUUGCGAUCCUGGACCUGAGAUUCGCAUCCUUCAACCCGCAGGAGGAGAUGUGA
Molecule: messenger RNA, 7575 nt
Organism: Guillardia theta CCMP2712
Lineage: Eukaryota; Cryptophyceae; Pyrenomonadales; Geminigeraceae
Exons: 11
Coding region: 1-7575 (2524 amino acids)
Source: RefSeq, a predicted model, not a curated record